This is a messenger RNA of Branchiostoma floridae (Florida lancelet), 3739 nucleotides long. RefSeq names its product tyrosine-protein kinase Src42A-like. Gene Ontology annotation, cellular component: extrinsic component of cytoplasmic side of plasma membrane. Bases 175 to 1737 code for a protein of 520 amino acids. Gene Ontology annotation, biological process: cell surface receptor protein tyrosine kinase signaling pathway; cell differentiation; protein phosphorylation. The record is from RefSeq and is a predicted model, not a curated record. The transcript is spliced from 9 exons. Gene Ontology annotation, molecular function: non-membrane spanning protein tyrosine kinase activity; signaling receptor binding; ATP binding. NCBI's taxonomy places the organism in Eukaryota, Metazoa, Chordata, Leptocardii, Amphioxiformes, Branchiostomatidae.
CUGCAUGACGCCCAGAGCAUGCUGGACCGGGUAGGGUGGGUCUCUCAGGUUAGUCAGUUAUUUCCUGCUUUCGGACAACAAAUAAUAACCGCGUUUGUCGGUCUUUUCCCAUUACCGAUCGAACUUUCGAUGUCAAAUGCGGCUUAAUAGGCAAACAUAUCGUCCGUGAUCGCCAUGGGAACAUGCUGUAGUCGGCAGAAGUACGAAGAGGGCUCGAGCGAACUGCGCACCCAGCUGCAGGACAACCAAAAUGGUGUGGCCACCAGCGGGACAGGAUCCGCCAGCCCGCAAACUCCGUCCUCCCCUUCCACGGGACCCGGGCCUGGCACGGGAAUCAUAGACCUGCAGACGUCUGUUGGAACACAGAGCAAGAUCUUCGUGGCGUUGUACGAUUACGAUGCACGCACGGAGGAGGACUUGAGUUUUAAGAAGGGGGAUCACCUCGAGGUGAUCAACGACAGUACCGGGGACUGGUGGCUGGCCCGCACGCUGAAGCCUGCAGCACCAGGGGUGAGGAAGGAGGGAUACAUUCCGUCAAACUACGUCGCCAAAGUCAGGAGCAUCGAAGCAGAACCAUGGUACUUUGGGAAAAUCAAGCGAGUUGAAGCAGAGAAGAUGUUACUGAUGCCUCAAAAUGAGCAUGGGUCAUUCCUCAUAAGGGACAGUGAAAGCAGACGCAGUGACUUCUCUUUGUCAGUAAGAGAUGGUGACACAGUAAAACACUACAGGAUUCGCCAGCUGGACGAUGGAGGCUUCUUCAUUGCUCGGCGGUGCACCUUUAACACGUUAGCAGAGUUGGUAUCACAUUACUCAAAAGAUGCAGACGGGCUGUGUGUGAAUCUACGGAGACCUUGUGCAAUGAUUGAGAAACCAACAACAGCAGGUCUGUCCUACAACACAGUAGACCAGUGGGAGAUCCCCCGCUCCUCAUUGCAGAAGGUGCGUAAGUUGGGGUCUGGUCAGUUUGGUGAGGUUUGGGAAGGUCUGUGGAACAGCACCACUCCUGUAGCAAUCAAGAUGCUAAAAACAGGUACCAUGGACCCUGGAGAGUUCCUACAGGAGGCCAACAUCAUGAAGAAGCUGAGGCAUCCAAAGCUGGUCCAGCUGUAUGCAGUGUGUACGCUGGAGGAACCCAUCUACAUUGUCACUGAGCUGAUGAAAAAUGGCAGUCUCUUGGACUUCCUGCAUGGAAAGGGUAGGCAGUGUAAACUGCCACAGCUGAUAGACAUGGCAGCACAGAUCGCUUCCGGCAUGGCCUACCUGGAGUCCCAGAACUACAUCCACAGAGACCUGGCAGCAAGAAACAUACUGGUGGGGGAGAACAACAUCGUCAAAAUUGCAGAUUUUGGGCUGGCCAGAUUAGUGAAGGAUGACGAGUAUUCCGCCAGAGUAGGCGCCAAGUUCCCUAUCAAGUGGACUGCCCCAGAAGCAGCAAACUACAACAGAUUCACUAUCAAGUCUGAUGUCUGGUCCUUCGGUAUCCUGCUCACAGAACUGAUCACGUAUGGUAGAGUUCCCUAUCCAGGAAUGACGAAUGCAGAAGUGCUUCACCAGGUGGAGCAUGGCUACAGAAUGCCGUGUCCCCAGGGCUGUCAGGACACCCUGUACCAGAUCAUGCUGGAGUGCUGGAAGAAAGACGAGUGGGAGCGACCCACCUUCGAAACCCUGCAGUGGAAACUUGAAGACUUCUUCCAGCUGGAUUCAACACAGUAUCACGAUGCUGCCGCCAUUAAUUGAUAUCGGUGUAGGGUUAGCUCUAGGACCAAGUUGUAUCCAGUCACAGAGAUUUUUAUAGCAGUUAGACCAUAGGUUAUGCUCCUCUUCUCUUAGAAUAUCCUUGAAAUGGAUGUUACCUUUUAUAUGAAGCCACUACAAUCUUUCAGCUUUUAAACAGACAAAAGAUAUGUUUGUGCCAAUUCUGCUGUGACCAUAUGAUUGGGGUUGUGAUCAUGUGAUACUCAAUCAUUCAAUGCCAACAUCUUUUAAAGCUUUUGUAAGGAAAAGCCAAGUCCAUGUUGAUUGCACAAUAGAGAGGUAAGGGGUUUUUUCUGCUAUGGAACACAUGUGUUUCAAACAGCCUUUCUUUGGGACAGUGCUCUAUCUAGGCUAGGUAUGUUUUUACUUGUAGAUAUGUUUUUUCAUGAGAUUAUGAAGGAUAGUGGUAAAUCAAAGAAAAGCUAAUAUCAUAUUACUGAGUAGUGCUUUUUCUGUUACUGUUAGUACAACGGAUACUCAGCCAAUCAACCAGACCCAUGUUACUUCAUGCAGGACAGGUCUUCCCUCUGGUAUUAUACCAGGUCUAUUAAUGCUGUUAACAAUAGGUUGUACAACUAAAUAUGAUUUAUAUAUUGUUACUGCCUCAUUGAUUUUAUUCAGAGGUGUGAUGACAGUUUAUCAGAGAACUGCAGCUUUAACUUCUACCUUUCCUCUACACCUGGUGGUAUUUCAUGAAAACUUUUCUUCUAGUCAUACAGAUGUGUUUUAGCUAGGUUUGAAUUUUGUGACUUGAAUCAGCAAAGAACAUGUGGUAUCAGGACCUAUGUGUAGAGACAUGGGUCCCAACGGACCAUAACACAAUGUAGCAUAUCCAGAAGGGCUGCUGGUAGAACUUAAGCUAGUUCUUCAAACUUACACUUGCUCACUUGAAAACCGUGUGAAUACAUUUUGAACAUACUAUAACAUGUCAAUCUGUAGUUGUUACUGUCUUUAUGUAAUGUUGCUCUUCCACUAGCCCUUUUGAAAGUCACAAGGAUUCAAACCUUAGAAAUUUUAUAUCCUCCACGAAUCUCAAGUGAGAUGUAUGAUAUUACCUGUGCUCUCACAUAGAGAGGUUCAUGAACCAUAUGUGAUUGUUGAUAAAUCUACCCUGUAGAAAAGACCCAGGAUGUAAGUCCUCAUAUUUUGUAUGUCUGUUCUUGAACUUUCUCGAGAUCCUUUUAUGCAAUGUUGACGUAGUGAUGAAAAGGCCAAGGCCUUUUUUGUACCUUUGUAGCCAAACUGAGAUGAACAAUGACAAAACUGGGUACCAAUAGGAUAAUUUUUUUCUUCUUUUUAAGGUACAUUUUGGGCUAAGCUGUAGAAUGAAGUAUCUCUGUUAUGGCUGACUGUAUAUAAUAUAUAUAACUACAGCUACAUGUAACGUUAAUCCCUCGCUCUACAUGUAAUCAGUGUUUAUAUACAUGUAGUAUAAUAUCAAUGUUGAUAAUGUGUGAAGUUCUUGUACAUUUUGACACAGUGUAGUUUUGUUUUAUCAGAGUAUUUGUAUAAUUUAAUCCUUAGUUUAAUUAAUCCAUGAACAAUAAUGUUAUGCAAUGUUUCCAAACUUGUAGCGGAAGGUAGUAAAAGGGCUUGUUUACAAUGAUAGUUCAAAACUAGCAACAAUUGCAAACCAUUGCAGUAUAAAGGCCUGAAUACCAUUCACAAUGUACAGUUUGAUCAGUCUACUAUUAUGUUUUUGGACACAGAUUUUGUGUUUUUUAACAUCCUAUAUAAACAGUUACAAUGCAAGUGCCUUUUGUUUAUAAUUAGGUAUUGAUGUAUGGAUGUAUUUUUUGGCAUUUGCUAUUUUGAAUUACAUAGUGGAUUUUAAUUGGUACAGGUACAGGACAGCAGUUUCUUUGAAAGGUAUGUACAAUGUAAGCAAAAUAAAUAUUGCGUACAAAUCAGUUGGUCUUUUGGUCAGCUGUUACUUGGGAGAUAUUGCAGCAGGGUCCACAUCAAUAUAAUCACUUUUCUCUCA